This is a messenger RNA of Phycomyces blakesleeanus NRRL 1555(-), 342 nucleotides long. RefSeq lists its product as hypothetical. The record is from RefSeq and is a predicted model, not a curated record. Bases 1 to 342 code for a protein of 113 amino acids. Lineage: Eukaryota; Fungi; Mucoromycota; Mucoromycetes; Mucorales; Phycomycetaceae. The transcript has 4 exons.
AUGACAAUAGAAGUUAUUCUUGGUGUUUCUCCAGAAACUAUAAGAUAUCUCAUUGCUAGAGGUAUUGAUGCCAAUGGUCAAUCAAUUAUUGUUGAAAUUGAUGAAAGCAAAUUUGAAAAGAAGAAAUAUCACCGAGGACAUCAAGUAGAAGGUGUUUGGGUUCUGGGAGUUCCUCACAGAGAUGCUACAACUCUUCUUCAAGUGAUAAAGAAGUUCUCUAAUAAUCGGCCUUGGAUAGUUGGCAUUUGGUCUGGGCAUUUGAUCCAGACAUUUGACAUUGGGUCUUUGUUUUGCAUUCUCGGUUUUGGGUUCUUGAUUUUGGGUACUGCGAUUCUACUUUGA